AAUUUUUUAGAAUAACAGAGCUGAGUUUUGUGAAAACUUCUCACCUGUGAGACAAAACCGAGGGCGGUAAUGCCAUAACCAACCCUUGACCCGGAAGAGACUUUGUUGCGAUCAAACGAGCGACAGGUUUUCAUUCAAUAAGUGAAAACGUUUUGGAUAAUAAUUCAAAACGAAAAUAUUAAUUAAGGCGGGAUUGAAUAUCACGGAAAAUAUGUUCUACCAUAUUUCUUUGGAACAUGAAAUCUUACUACAUCCGAGGUAUUUUGGUCCUAAUCUCCUCAAUACCGUGAAGCAGAAGCUUUUCACAGAAGUGGAGGGUACCUGCACUGGCAAGUAUGGCUUCGUCAUUGCAGUUACCACCAUUGACAACAUCGGAGCAGGUGUAAUCCAGCCAGGCAGAGGGUUUGUCCUCUAUCCAGUCAAGUACAAGGCCAUUGUGUUCCGCCCCUUUAAAGGAGAAGUAGUGGAUGCUGUGGUCACUCAGGUUAACAAGGUUGGAUUGUUCACAGAAAUUGGUCCCAUGUCUUGCUUCAUCUCUCGCCAUUCCAUCCCCUCAGAAAUGGAGUUCGACCCUAAUUCCAAUCCACCUUGUUAUAAGACAGUCGAUGAGGACAUUGUAAUCCAGCAAGAUGAUGAGAUCCGACUGAAGAUUGUAGGAACAAGAGUGGACAAAAAUGACAUUUUUGCCAUUGGAUCUCUCAUGGACGACUAUCUGGGUCUUGUAAGCUGAUUUGCUCCGGAGGAAGACAUUUGGCAGGAAUCCUUUUGUUAAAAUUAAUAUUUUUCUACUCUGAUAUGGUAUCGGGGCAGAUGAUGAAGCCCCAUAACCACCUCAAUUUAUUAUUAUGUUCAGACUAAGUUUUUUUUUUUUUUUUGAAACUGUUGUAAGAGUUAAAACAAGUGUAGGACAUGAUUUCUAAUGGAGAAGUAACUUAGUUUCUUUCUCAUUCAUUUCCACAUAUUGCUUUUUUUGUAUGUGAAUGGUAAUAAAGCAUUUUAUUUGUUUUUA
Messenger RNA from Stegastes partitus (bicolor damselfish), 1009 nucleotides. RefSeq names its product RNA polymerase II subunit G (gene polr2g). The transcript is spliced from 8 exons. Gene Ontology annotation, biological process: nuclear-transcribed mRNA catabolic process; transcription initiation at RNA polymerase II promoter; positive regulation of nuclear-transcribed mRNA poly(A) tail shortening. Lineage: Eukaryota; Metazoa; Chordata; Actinopteri; Pomacentridae. Gene Ontology annotation, cellular component: RNA polymerase II, core complex; P-body. The coding region runs from base 212 to 730 and encodes 172 amino acids. Gene Ontology annotation, molecular function: single-stranded RNA binding; translation initiation factor binding; single-stranded DNA binding. The record is from RefSeq and is a predicted model, not a curated record.